AUGAGACGUGUGCUAAGAAAGCUUAUAAUACUUCUCAUAAUUGUGUUUACGGUAAUCACGGUGACUUGUCUAUCAUUUGAGAAUUUAACACACUUAUUAUGGAAAGCGAUUGUGAACACAGAACCCCGAAUCAACGAUUUUUGGAGGGAUGAUAGAGAUCUAAGAAAUGAAUUAUUAUAUUCCAAACAUGUUUAUGGUGGGUACGAGCAUUUUUUAAAGGAUGCAAUUAAUGGUGAUAUAAAAAAUUUUAGGAAGAAGGAUUUAGCAGAAAGAUGCAAAAUCUUUUUUGACCAUUUUCAAAGUAAAAAUCCUAACUGGGGAUUUGAUGAAUUCAAAUCAUUUCAUUUCGAAAAGAAUAUCGUGAAGAAGAAGAAAUAUUUUGAAAACAAAUUCAAACAGCUUAAGCUUGAGUCGACAUUCUCGGAGAUAGGUAGGAAAGACUUUGUAGCAAUAUCCAAGGAGUUUCAAAGAGCCGUGAAUGAAUCACGGGAAGUAGAGCAAAAGAUGGCUGAUACAAUUACAUUAAUGCGGAUAUAUGGGAAGUGUUUUUUGAAUGAGCAAGAGAAAUCCGCAGAACAAGCUGCAAUAUUUGAGGAUUUUUCGAGUCACAUUUUUCCGUUUAUUGCUAAGCUGCUUCCAACUUUUGAAAGCCUAAAUGGUGAGACAACCCCGCGAGCUUUCCCUGUAUUUGAUGGUAACCAAUAUACCUCGAAGACGAAAGAUUUUGAUGGUACGCAUAUUAUUGAUUAUAUGCAUAAGAAUAGUAAUGGAAGAGGAAUUGUGGUGUCAGCGUCUAAAAGACAUGUUAAGGAUCUUGUUAAACUAAUAAGGGUUUUGAGAGCUUUGAACAAUGAGCUCCCUAUUGAAGUUGUUCAUAAAGGUGAUAUAGGAAAGUAUUCGGCACAAUACAUUACGUUUGCAGCAACUGCGGAUCGUAAAGAGCUAUUGGACCCAAUCAACCUUUCAGAUAGUGAUAAGGUUUCGCCUGAAAUAGAUCUUUUAAGAGAUCUGCAAAAGUUUGGCUCCUAUUUCCCUAAACAAGAGAUUUGGUUCGUUAACGUAACACCGAGUAUUCCAAGGGCUUUUAAAUAUUCUUUUGGGGGCUACUUCAAUAAGAUACUUGCAUUAAUCUUUAAUUCUUUCCGAGAAGUAAUCAUGCUAGAUGUUGAUGUGGUGCCAUUGAUUCCUGUAAAGGAAUUCUUCGAGAUGAAACAAUAUAUGGAGACAUCGGCCCUUUUUUUCAAAGACAGAAGCCUCAGAGAUACAAAUGACUUCAUUGAAACCAAUUUUUUCGCUAAGCUUUUUCCAGUAAAUAAGAACUCGAUUGAUUCAUUAUUUGAUAUCCCUCUCGUUAAUAAAACUUUGCAUAAUAGUUAUAUGAAGGGAUGGAGGCAUAAUCAAGAAGCUGGAGUAGUAGUUGUCGAUAAAGUGAAGCACUUCAUGGGAAUCCUAAUGAUGUUGCCAUUGACUUUAUGGAAAGAGCCCGUUAAAUCUUCCAUUUGGGGAGACAAAGAAAUGUUUUGGUUGGGGUUUGCGAUGGCUGGAGAUGAAAAUUAUAACUUCAAUACAAAUUCUGCCGCAAGCGUUGGUGAGAUAACAUCGAACUCACUGCACCAGCAUUAUGUCGGAUCUUUGUCUCAAGAGAUUUGUUCAUCGCAUCCUGGCCAGAUUGAUGAUAGUGGCAAGUUAUUAUGGAUAAACUCAGGCUUUGACUAUUGCAAAAAGAACACAUAUUACAGAGAUAAGAACAAAUUUCCAUUUUCUGAAAUGGAUAUAAAUGAUUUGUCAAAUUUAUUCAAGUCACCUUUAAAAAUAAGGCACUCCAUAGUUCCUCCAGAUCUCCCUGUUUACAGAACUUUAGAUAACCCAGAAGUUGUCAUGAAAGAACACUCCUCUUUACUGCAGAAACAGGCGCAGGAUCUUCAAGAUUUAGAUUCAGGGAGGAUUAAUCAAGUAUUCAAUAUAAACCCUCAAGAUGGGUGGCUGAAGAGCCCCAUAUGUACAGGCUAUUUUUAUUGUGCUUACGAUAUUUAUGAUGGAUCUGAAAAAUUUGACAGUAAGGGAAAAGUCUAUGAAUUUGACGAUACAGAGGUCAAGUUUUAUGACUACAUAGGAAAAAUUUGGACAACUGGAAAAGAAAAGAAGAGAAUGGAAUUGCAUACCACAUCCAAAAAUCAGAAAUACAAAGGAAAAGGUUAA
This is a messenger RNA of Priceomyces carsonii, 2199 nucleotides long. RefSeq names its product putative alpha-1,3-mannosyltransferase (gene MNN15). Gene Ontology annotation, molecular function: alpha-1,3-mannosyltransferase activity. The record is from RefSeq and is a predicted model, not a curated record. Bases 1 to 2199 code for a protein of 732 amino acids. Gene Ontology annotation, biological process: protein O-linked glycosylation. The transcript has a single exon. Lineage: Eukaryota; Fungi; Ascomycota; Pichiomycetes; Serinales; Debaryomycetaceae. Gene Ontology annotation, cellular component: Golgi apparatus.